Molecule: messenger RNA, 1104 nt
Organism: Elephantulus edwardii (Cape elephant shrew)
Lineage: Eukaryota; Metazoa; Chordata; Mammalia; Macroscelidea; Macroscelididae
Gene: PCYT1A
Product: phosphate cytidylyltransferase 1, choline, alpha
Exons: 8
Coding region: 1-1104 (367 amino acids)
Biological process (GO): CDP-choline pathway
Cellular component (GO): endoplasmic reticulum
Molecular function (GO): choline-phosphate cytidylyltransferase activity; phosphatidylcholine binding
Source: RefSeq, a predicted model, not a curated record
AUGGACGCCCAGAGCUCAACCAGAGGCAGUGCAAGGAAGAGGAGGAAGGAGGCAGCCGGGCCCAACGGAGCAACAGAGGAAGGUGGAAUUCCUUCCAAAGUGACCCGCUCUGCAGUUGGCUUAAGGGAGCCAGCUCCUUUUUCUGAUGAAAUUGACCUUGAGUGUAGUAAGCCCUAUGUCCGAGUAACCAUGGAAGAGGCCUGCAGAGGAACGCCUUAUCACCGGCCUGUGAGAGUUUAUGCAGAUGGAAUAUUUGACUUAUUUCACUCUGGUCAUGCCCGAGCUCUGAUGCAAGCGAAGAACCUUUUCCCAAAUACAUACCUCAUUGUGGGAGUCUGCAGCGAUGAGCUGACGCACAACUUCAAAGGCUUCACAGUGAUGAAUGAAAACGAGCGCUAUGACUCGGUGCAGCACUGCCGAUACGUGGAUGAGGUGGUGAGGAACGCCCCCUGGACCCUGACACCUGAAUUUCUGGCCGAACACCGGAUUGAUUUUGUAGCCCACGAUGACAUCCCAUAUUCUUCUGCUGGGAGUGAUGAUGUUUAUAAGCACAUCAAGGAAGCAGGCAUGUUUGCACCAACACAGAGGACAGACGGUAUCUCCACGUCAGAUAUCAUCACUCGAAUUGUCCGGGACUAUGAUGUGUACGCUAGACGGAACCUGCAGAGGGGCUACACAGCCAAGGAGCUCAACGUCAGCUUUAUCAACGAAAAGAAAUACCACUUGCAGGAGCGGGUUGACAAAGUAAAGAAGAAAGUGAAAGAUGUAGAGGAAAAGUCAAAAGAAUUUGUUCAGAAGGUGGAGGAAAAGAGCAUCGACCUCAUUCAGAAAUGGGAAGAGAAGUCGCGAGAAUUCAUUGGCAGUUUCCUGGAAAUGUUUGGCCCAGAAGGAGCGCUGAAACAUAUGCUGAAAGAGGGGAAAGGCCGGAUGCUGCAAGCCAUCAGUCCAAAGCAGAGCCCCAGCAGCAGCCCGACGCAUGAACGCUCCCCCUCGCCCACUUUCAGAUGGCCCUUCUCCGGCAAGACUUCCCCACCUUCCUCUCCAGCAAACCUCUCCAAGCACAGGGCUGCUGCCUGUGACAUCAGUGAGGAUGAAGAGGACUAG